Messenger RNA from Chenopodium quinoa (quinoa), 5374 nucleotides. Its product is annotated as protein FAR-RED IMPAIRED RESPONSE 1-like. Bases 310 to 2838 code for a protein of 842 amino acids. Gene Ontology annotation, biological process: regulation of DNA-templated transcription. The transcript is spliced from 10 exons. Lineage: Eukaryota; Viridiplantae; Streptophyta; Magnoliopsida; Caryophyllales; Amaranthaceae. The record is from RefSeq and is a predicted model, not a curated record. Gene Ontology annotation, molecular function: zinc ion binding.
AGCAUAAAUCCAUCUCUAAACCAAAAACCCACUACUACUUUCGCACAUAAAAUUCCAACAAUAUAUAUAAAGUUAUGGCAUGGUUAACCCCAAAUGAUAGGUGUUUGUCGUGUUUGUAAGUUUUCCCUCCCUUGUUGAAGAAUUCCUCGACCUUCAAUCAUCCAUUGCUCAAGAAUUCUUAACUCUCAUGGUUGAGGAGAGAGAGCAGCAACAGGCAAGCAGCAACUCUGAAUUCUCCGUUGAAAGAUGCAGCUUGUGAGCUUUCUCUCCACCAUUAAAGCGUAGAUAGAGAUCGUAAUACACUCGUUAAUGGAUAUUCUAACAAAGGAUAGUCACCCUGGUGUUGCUAGUAUAGUUGAUCAAAGGAGAGACAUAUGUCAUGGUGAAGGGGCUAGUGGAAAUAUGGUUGAUAUUGUCAAUGUGGUACAUGAUCAGGAUGGAGGAGCUGGUACAUCUGCGACAAGCAGUCUUCUGCUUGAAGGAGACAUUGAUAUUGGGCCUGAUAGUGACCUUCAAUUUGAGUCCCAUGAAGCUGCGUACAAGUUCUACCAAGAAUAUGCCAAAUCUAUGGGAUUCACGACCUCAAUAAAGAACAGUCGACGUUCAAAGAAAUCAAAAGAUUUUAUCGAUGCAAAGUUUGCGUGCUCCAGAUAUGGGGUCACUCCAGAAUCUGAUGUUGGUAGUAGCCGGCGUUGUAGUGUUAAGAAGACUGAUUGUAAGGCUAGCAUGCAUGUCAAGAGAAACAAGUAUGGGAAAUGGGUCAUACAUGAGUUCAUUAAGGAGCAUAAUCACGAACUUUUACCAGCAUUGGCAUACUAUUUUCGUAUUCACAGAAAUGUGAAAUUGAUCGAGAAGAAUAAUAUUGAUAUAUUACAUGCUGUUAGUGAGCGAACAAAGAAGAUGUUUGUUGAUAUGUCUAGACAGUCUGCUAGCUUUAUGAAUCAUGGAUCCCUAAGGGAUGCACACAGUUCUCUACUUGAUAAAGGUAAUCGCUUGGUUCUAGAUGAAGGAGAUGCCCAAUUCUUACUUGAUUACUUUAUGUGUGUCAAGAAAGAAAAUCCUAAAUUUUUUUAUGCAAUAGAUUUGAAUGAAGAACAAUAUCUUAGGAAUUUUUUCUGGGUUGAUGCUAAAAGUAGGAGUGACUAUGCAAGUUUUAGUGAUGUUGUCUCUAUUGACACCUCAUAUAUAAGGACAAAUGACAAGCUACCACUUGUCCUCUUUGUGGGGGUGAACCAUCACUUCCAGGCGAUGUUGCUUGGCUGUGCCUUGAUUGCAGAGGAAUUGCCGUCAACAUUUGUUUGGUUGCUGAAGACUUGGCUCAGGGCAAUGGGAGGGAGUGCACCCCAGGUGAUUAUCACUGACCAACAUCCCUCAAUAAAGUCUGCCAUCCAGGAAGUCUUACCUAAUACACGUCAUUGCUUUCAUCUGUGUAAUGUUCUGGAGAAAUUCCCAGAAAAGCUUGCACAUGUCGCCAAGAGACACGAAAAUUUUACUGGAAAAUUCAAUGAGUGCGUAUUCAAGUCAUGGACGGAUGAACAAUUUGAUUUAAGAUGGUGGAAAAUGGUUGGUAGGUUUGAUCUUCAAGACGAUGAGUGGAUAAGAUCACUAUAUGAAGAUCGUAAGAAAUGGGCUCCUCUUUAUUUAAGUGAUAGUUUCUUGGCUGGAAUGUCCCCUCCUCAUCGAACUGAUAGCGUAAAUUCAUUUUUUGACAAAUAUAUUCAAAGAAAACUUACUUUGAAAGAGUUUGUGAAACAAUAUGGUGCAAUUCUGCAGAAUAGGUAUGAGGAAGAGGCUAUAGCAGAUUUUGACACAUGGCACAAGCAACCUGCACUGAAGUCUCCUUCACCCUGGGAGAAACAAAUGUCAACUAUAUAUACACAUGCAAUAUUCAAGAAAUUUCAGGUUGAAGUUCUGGGUGUGGUCGGCUGUCAUCCUAGGAAAGAAGGUGAAGAUGGAACAUCCAUUACUUAUCGAGUAGAUGACUGUGAAAAGGAUGAAACUUUUUUUGUAGCAUGGGAUGAAACAAAGUCUCAGGUUUCUUGUUUAUGUCGUUCAUUUGAGUACAGAGGUUUUUUGUGUAGACACGCAAUGCUUGUUCUACAAAUCUGUGGUAUUUCUAGCAUACCAUCUCAGUACAUAUUGAGGAGGUGGACAAAAGAUGCAAAAACCACGCAGUUGAUGGUAGAAGGAAUUGAGAGGUUGCAGACCAGGGCACAGCGUUAUGUGGCCUUGUGUAAGCAAGCCAUUGAACUGAGUGAAGAAGGAUCUUUAACUCAAGAAAGCCACAACAUUACCCUGCGAACACUGGUGGAUACUCUGAAAAAUUGUGUUAGUGUGAAUAACAUGAAUAGAAGUGCUAUUGAAGUUGGGGACACUUAUCGUGAUCAUGAUAUUGUUGAAGCAUACCAGGGAAAUAUUUCAACUAGAACUAGCAAAAAAAAGAAUGCAGUGAAGAAGAGGAAGGUAGCUUCAGAAACAGAAGUGAUGCUGACUGAUGCUGAGGACAACUUGCAUCAAAUGGAAAAUUUAACCUCUGAUGGGAUAUCGCUCAAUAAUUACUAUGGUUCCCAACAGAAUGUGCCAGGAGUAGGACUGGUGCAGUUGAACUUAAUGGAGCCACCACAUGAUAAUUAUUAUGUUGAUCAAGAAAGUAUACCAGGGCUGGGACAAUUAAACUCCAUAGGACCAAAUCAUGAAGGAUUUUUUGGGGCUCAACAAAGUGUACAUGGGCUGGGACAUUUGGAUUUUCGAUCAUCAUCUAGCUUCUCUUACAGCUUACAGGAUGACCAUGAUUUAAGAUCUGCACAGCUGCGUGGAGAUGCUUCUAGGCACACUUGAGAAUGAGAUUUCUUCAUGUAUUGGUCAAGUUGUAGAUAUCUUCGUGUAUUGAUCAAGUUGUAGAUAUCUUUAAAGGGUAGACUUGUUACUAUAUGAGAGUGACUUGGCUGAAGAAUUCCAUGUGACUACCAUGUUGAGGAGAAAAUACAAAUUUGCCUCAGGUACUUCCUCUUGUCUGUCCUUUUUUUUUCCCCCUCCACCUCUCUCUACAGUCCCUAACCCACCCUUCCAUCUCCCUCCCUAAAGUAAAUAAUUUUUGCCCAUUUUGUCACUUACAAAUUACACCUAUAUUCAUCUUGGUUUCCUGUAUUUGUCCUAGUUUUAUACUCGUUAUCUCCACCAAUUCACUUCCUCUAGUUUUGUUUGAUUCUUUUUUAAAGCUUUGUGAUAAUCUUCUUGCAAAAUAUUAAUAGUCUCACGGGAUUCCUUAUGAUUUGUUUUCCUAAUGCAAAUUUAUGAUUGGAUCAUUGAAGUCAAUUUUAACUUAUAUUGACUUGUGCAUUAAUUUUCAUAUAUCAUCUUGGCUUCUGUUAAUUCCUAUAAGUAUCCACUUCAAUAUCUCAUUUGCUUUUUAUCUUGAUUACUAUUAAUGACAUGCUAGCUAGCUUUCUCUAUGGAAUAGAUUGAAGUGGAAAUAUUGUAAUCAAAUAUCAUUUGCUUGCAAGGCCAAUUGCUUGUUUAUUUGUUUUUGCUUUAUAUGCAAGUACCUGUUUCCUAUCUGUAAGGAAUAAUUUGCUGUGCUGGUUUCAGCUAAAAAUCCUUAGAUAAAAUUACUUAAAAGUUAAAACUACUGAAGAAAAUACUUGCAUGAGUUUGAGGAAGCAAGUAUAAAAAGUAAGGGUGUUAUAAUAUAUCUUUAUUCAAUCCCCUGACAUAAUGUUUAGGAUCAAAUUAGUUGAAAUAAGCCUGUCACAAGCUGCACAAGGAAGGUAAACGUGGAAGGCAUAUGAAGCAUGAUUAAAAAAACUGAAUAAGUGCAUUUGUUUAGUAUAAUGUGGGAUGAAGCCAUAAAGGACAACUUGAUAUCAUUCGCAGAUGAUUUUUUAUGGCUGUUGGUUUUUAGACAACCUGAUAUUAUUACCGGAUUUGUAAGCUUUGUCACUUUGUAGGUUUUCUUUGCCGAAUUUUAGAUUGCUUAGGAGAACUAGCUUGCCGGGUCAAAAUAGCCUUCCGUAAGUAAAUGUAUAAGUAAAUGUAUCCUAAGUCUUGGAUUGACAAAUGCAGUUGCCAAGUAUCCGAUCUCCCAUACUUUGGCAUUAGUUGAUUAUGGUGGUUUUAUGAGGCAAAGGUAAAAGAUUUGAUGGCAAUUUCGAGAGUACAUAUAUAAUUUAUUUAUUUAUUUUAUUUUAUUUUAUUUUUUUUUUUUUUUUUUUGAGGAAAAACAAGCUAGCAUUAAUCAAGAAACGAGAUUAUCCAUCAAUACAUUAGGGGUUAUUUCUUGUGGACAAAAGUUCUCCCAUACUUGUUCUACCCCAAAUGGGAUUAGCUUAGCUAGGUGAUGAGCAACAAAGUUGCCCUCCCUCUUAACAUGAGACCAAAUAAUAGAAUCAAAAGCAGUACAUAAAGAGAAAAUAUCACCAAUGAUAGAAUCUAAAUCUGAAAGAAACACAUUCCCCUUCUCAAGCUUCUUCGUGAGAGUUUGACAGUCUGUCUCCAAAAUAACAUCCCUGAGCCCAUAUCUUCUGCCAAGUCUAGCAACCAUCGAAAGAGCUUUCGCUUCUGCCACUUCAGGAGCCCAAUAUGCGUGCAUUCUUCUAGUAGCAGCAAACAGGACCUUUCCUUCAUGAUUUCUAGCCACCACACCCAAGCCAACAAGCCCUUCACUCGAUACAGAAGCGUCAGCAUUUGGCUUCACAAUGCCAGCAGGGGGAGGAUGCCAAACCUUAGAGCUGCUAGCAUUUCUCACAGCAGGCCUGGCGUAGAAGAGUAUAUGUAGCGUACUGAUAUAUGCCAUGCUUUAUUUUUCAUCUGCAGACAUGCAUAUUAACUUAAGACUGUAUGCAAUUGUGCAAAGUUAAUGGCAUUAAAGCGUAGUAUAAUUAUUUCAUGAAAAGUUUAUCAGUUUUUUUUGGGCAAGCAGUUUUCUGAAUGCAGUAAAAUUUCACUUUUUAAAAAAAUAAAAUAAAAAUAAAAUCACAGCGUUGCAAGGUUGGAUGAUGGUGUUGCUUCUGAUUCGUACCUACCUCUGCUUAUUCUUCCUCCAGAUAGCUGCUGUUUUUGACACAGUACUGCUCGUUCAAUCAGGAGUCGUGUAUUUCAGUUGUACCGGAAGUCCGGAAGAAUAUUGAUGCUAAUAAGCUAUCUCGCUUUAUUACAGUAAUUAGAGAAUGUAAUGACAAGUAUGCAAAUAAAGCUCACAUUGAUGUAUUAUCUUUCAUCUAUAUCUCAGUAUUUAUGAUGUCCUUUUUCCGUCAUGAAUCAACCCUCGUUCAUAUUUUCCAUUUCUGAUGGAUUGGAAACCGGGAAUUCAAUCAUAUUGCCUAUAUACUAUAUUGCUUGUUACACUUCUGGAGUUAAACACUUCAUUCAUUCAUUA